UUUGUUUUUAUGCGACAGUGUAGUAAACAUAAUAUUGAUCAUUCGCUCGUGAAAAUUUCUUUGGUGUUUAUUUUUCUGUGUUAAUACUGCAAUGUUUAGCUGCGAUCGAAGAAAUUAGUUAAAUAAAUGUGUCAUUAUAGUAUGCAUGCCUAAUUCUAGUAAUAGAGAUAGCAUAUAUUAUACGGCUGUUCAAAAUAAUGGAUGCCCUACAGCCUGCGACCAACGAAGGGAGUUUGGAGCAAAACAACAAUAAUGUGAUCAAUGAGAAUGAAGGUGCGGUUGGCGGUGUAUUGCAGCCUUCGCCUAUUGAUAAAGAUUUUGUUCCGCUGACCGAAGCAGAAGUAAGUAACUACUGGUCAGAAGAGGAAUUUGAUCGCGAUCCUCACAGAGCUAUGUUUUACGAUGCAUACCGCUCUACGGCAGGCAGCCCAGAAAUAGAUGAUUCCACUGAGGAAAAAGAUCUGCCUGGCGAACGAAAGCCACUAUCGCUGAUGGAUGAUUGGGAACUGUGGGACUAUAUGGACGAAGAGACGCUUAAGGAGCGCUUGAAAGAUCAUCCAGAGCUACUGGAACAAAUAACCCGAAAGCGGAAACGCCUAGCAGAGCUGGAAGAAGAUGACGACGAUCUGUGCAGUGUGAUGGAACGCAACGCAAAAGUGUCGAAGUAUAGUGAGCAUACCAGAGUUUACUAGUGCGUAGUCUGUUUCCAGUUUCAGUGUAUAAAUUUUAACUUAUAUUUUACAUCGGAUUGUGAGCUAUUGUAGCAUAUAGAAAACAUUGUAUAGUUAGGUGAUUAUCAUUUUGAAUUUGUAAUCAUCGUAAAUGUAAAUAUAUUUUUUGAAUUUUCUUCCUAUCGAG
This is a messenger RNA of Wyeomyia smithii (pitcher-plant mosquito), 858 nucleotides long. RefSeq lists its product as uncharacterized. NCBI's taxonomy places the organism in Eukaryota, Metazoa, Arthropoda, Insecta, Diptera, Culicidae. The record is from RefSeq and is a predicted model, not a curated record. The transcript has 2 exons. The coding region runs from base 198 to 692 and encodes 164 amino acids.